Vicia villosa (hairy vetch) is the source of this 1393-nucleotide messenger RNA. RefSeq names its product probable beta-1,4-xylosyltransferase IRX9H. Gene Ontology annotation, biological process: plant-type secondary cell wall biogenesis; glucuronoxylan biosynthetic process. NCBI's taxonomy places the organism in Eukaryota, Viridiplantae, Streptophyta, Magnoliopsida, Fabales, Fabaceae. Bases 1 to 1050 code for a protein of 349 amino acids. Gene Ontology annotation, cellular component: Golgi membrane. The record is from RefSeq and is a predicted model, not a curated record. Gene Ontology annotation, molecular function: galactosylgalactosylxylosylprotein 3-beta-glucuronosyltransferase activity; xylosyltransferase activity. The transcript is spliced from 3 exons.
AUGGUGAGAGAUGACUGUGACAAAUAUAUUUCAUACUUUUCGGUUAUAGCUAUUAAUUCAUUCAUUUGUUUCAUGGUUGGUGUUUCUAUUGGACUCAUCCCGCUCGCAUCAACCAACUUGUCCUCGAAAUUCAUGGCAAACCAUCAAGGUUUCUCUUCUGAGGUAAUAUCUGAAGUCGAAAAUUUGAAGAUAAAUAAGACACCAUUAGUUGAUGAGGAUGUGAAGUUUGAUGCAACUUUGAUUUCACCUUUGCAAGAACAAGAACUAACAAAUGGUGUAUCAUAUAAUAUCUUAGAUAGCCAGUUCAAUGAAGAAUCAUAUUCGGAGUCUCAAAAGCUUCUCAUAGUUAUCACGCCGACUUACAAUCGUCUAUUUCAAGCUUAUUACUUGCAUCGUUUGUCACAAACUUUGAAAUUGGUCCAACCUCUUUUGUUGUGGGUUGUUGUUGAGAUGAAUUCACAAUCCGAAGAAACUUCUUACAUCUUGAGGAAUAGUGGGAUUAUGUAUAGGCAUCUUGUCUGCAAAAUGAAUCUGACCAACACAAGCCAUAAGAGCAUUCUUAUGAGAAAUGUCGCGAUAGCUCACAUUGAAACUCACCGUCUCGAUGGAAUUGUCUAUUUUGCAGACGAUGAUAAUGUCUACUCAAUCGAACUCUUUCAGAAAAUGAGAGACAUAAGGCGAUUUGGAACAUGGACUAUUGCGAAACUAUCAGAGGAUAGAAGUGGCAUUGUCUUUCAAGGGCCUAUUUGCAAUGGAAGUGAAGUGAUUGGGUGGCACACAAGUAAUGAAUCAGAUAGGAAAUCCAAAAGAUUUCAUGCUGAAAUAUCAGGUUUUGCCUUCAACAGUACGAUACUAUGGGAACGAAAGAAGUGGCACCGACCGCUUCUUGAACGUAUCAGGCAGCUCGAAUCAGUCAAUGAGAAUUUGUGGGUUAUUGAAAGAAACAAACGUUGCAAUAGACAUUUCAUCGUGGAUGUUUCUGGCUUCAGUGAAACAGCUCCUGCUGCUUCUACAAGAGAUAUGAUAAGCUAUGCAGGCCUUAACAGUUAGUCUCUCUCAACAACAAAAGAAUGAAAACGAACAGUACAUGCAACUUAGAAUGAAAAUGCAAACAAAAAUCGGAUUGCUAGGGAACAUGAAAUCUCAUAAAGAGGCGUGCUACACAAAAUAGACAUGUAUAUGGCAUGCCCGCCCCGCUCGUUUUUUGGCGGGCAUAAGGCGGGGCGGGGCGGGCGGCCCGUUUUGCCACCCCUACCUAUAGGUCCAGUUUACGGGUGUUCAAAACCGAAUCGGCCCAAUAAAAAAUAAUAAACCAAACCGAAUCAAAUUGAAAACCGCAAAAACCGCAUGGUUGGUUCGGUUUGCGAUUUGUAUUUUACAACCCAAAUCAAAC